Molecule: messenger RNA, 1518 nt
Organism: Aspergillus aculeatinus CBS 121060
Lineage: Eukaryota; Fungi; Ascomycota; Eurotiomycetes; Eurotiales; Aspergillaceae
Product: MT-A70 family
Exons: 2
Coding region: 1-1518 (505 amino acids)
Cellular component (GO): RNA N6-methyladenosine methyltransferase complex; nucleus
Molecular function (GO): methyltransferase activity; nucleic acid binding
Source: RefSeq, a predicted model, not a curated record
AUGAUAGCACCGUCACCAUCAGCUAUACUCUAUCAAGAUCCUCAGGCCACCACCUUCUUGAUUGAUAUUCCUGCAUCAAUCGCUCGCGCGCAGUCACUCUCCCCAUUUCAAUCAUCAGCACUCUUGCCCUCCGCAAGGCCGCCUUCUAAUCUUAAAAACGACAGGAAUCGAACACUUCUCUCAACACCACCACUGAGGGUGCCAUAUCCGGCUUGUACAGAGCCGAAAACUGAUGCAGCCCGGGCAAGAGUUCUUGAAAGAACCCCUCUUGCGGAGAGGCUUUUGCAUUCCGAGAUCCUCGAACCCCUGGUGACGGAGGGGUUAUCCCAAAUACGCAGUGCGCUCGACUCGGGGUUCCAAUGGUGUCUUCCGCGGGUUGAGAUAGACCCCAGCGCACCGGACCUACCUCGCAAUGGGGAAAUGGGUGACGAAGCUGCCCUCCCGAAGAAGAGGAAGGGGACGACCGGGCGAACACGCCGCAAUAGCCACGGGAAUGGGGACGCUGCGAUGAUACAGAUCGAGUCUGCUUCUGCUGCCUCCAAUGCUGCGACAUGUGCUUCCCUCAUUCCCCCGUUGAUAGUGUCUCCCGGCGUGAACCGCUUCAGCUGCAUGUCGGAGCUCUCCAGCCUCGUGGUCCGCAAUACGUCGUUGGAAUCAGCCACGGUGCACGCUACCUGUUUGGUGGAUCUGGAGAGGACACCGGACGAUAAACGAUGCUGUCACAAGGGACCUCAUCACCUAUCAUCACGCCCUGUUCCUCACUCUUUCUACAUUCCGCCGCUCUCAAGCUUCCUUCAAUGCAGAAUCCCGAUCACAACGACCCCCGUGGCGAACGCAGAAACCCCCAUCCCAGGCCUCCCUCACCACCGGAAGUUCGAUCUCAUUCUGCUUGACCCACCCUGGGCCAACCGCUCCGUCCGUCGCAGCGGUCAUUACCACACUCAGACCUACCUCGACUGGGAGUUGCUCACCCAGCGCAUUCGCAAUGUCCUGUCCGUCCAUCUAGUCCAGGACUCUCCCUCGCCCAGCAAGGAGGCGAAGGCGGAGGCCGCUGAACAGUGUAGAGACGGCCGUCGCAGGAGCGCCAUCGCAGCCAUCUGGAUCACGAACUCAGGGAAAGCCCGCAAGACGGCCUACGACGCGAUCCAGGGGGCCGGGCUGACGGUCUGCGAAGAGUGGGUGUGGGUGAAGACGACGACAGAGGGUGAGCCCAUCACGCCCGUGGGUGCGCUCUGGCGGAAGCCUUACGAGAUCCUGGUGAUUGGGAGGAGGAGGGCAGAUCUUUCUGGGAGCAUCACGCGAAGAGUGAUUGCGGCUGUGCCGGAUGUUCAUUCGCGCAAGCCAAACUUGCGCGAGGUCUUUGAGCAGGUGUUUUUUUCUGAUCGCAGUCCUCGAGACAAGGCUGGGAUGCGGUAUACGGCCUUGGAGGUAUUUGCUCGCAAUCUCACGGCGGGAUGGUGGGCGGUUGGGGAUGAAGCUCUGAAGUUCAAUGCGGAGGAAUGGUGGGUUGAGAGUUGA